This is a messenger RNA of Megalops cyprinoides (Indo-Pacific tarpon), 5914 nucleotides long. Its product is annotated as serine/arginine repetitive matrix protein 2-like. Gene Ontology annotation, molecular function: RNA binding. Bases 17 to 4192 code for a protein of 1391 amino acids. Lineage: Eukaryota; Metazoa; Chordata; Actinopteri; Elopiformes; Megalopidae. Gene Ontology annotation, biological process: regulation of cell cycle; regulation of mRNA splicing, via spliceosome. The transcript has 8 exons. The record is from RefSeq and is a predicted model, not a curated record.
GCUCGCUCUCAGUGUCAUGGCGACCAACAUCGAACAAAUUUUCCGGGAUUUCGUUAUGAAUAAAAUCAAAGAAAUUGAAGACGAAGGUCAGCCUACUGGAGUGACGAGUGAGGGGCAUCCCAACGGCGGCGUGUCUCAUUCUGGCCUGGGAAAGAAGGCCGCUGAUCCAAUGGAGAGCCAGGGGGAGACUAACACACCCCCCCACGCAGCAGAAGCUAUGGAACGUGCCAGAAAUGCACAAAUAGCAGAGGAGGGUGAGGCCUCCGAGAACGCACCCGCUGUGGAGGAGCUGGCCGGCAAGGAGGGCAGCGAGACCCCGCGCAAGAAAAACAAGAAGCACAAGCGACACAAGAGCAAGAAGAAAAAGAGGAAACGCAAGGAGGAGAAGGAGAGCAGCUCUGAGUCGGGGGCAGAGUCGGACGGAGAGGCGCGAGGCCGGACCAGUGUGAAGACUGAAGCCCCAGCUGAUGACCAGGCGGAGGUGGUGGAAGAACCAGCAAGCACCCCGCUCUCAGAUCCUAUAGGCGAAGAUGGUGACGGGAAGGCAAAGAAGCAAAAGCGGCAUACAAGCAAGAAGAAGAAAAAGCGGAGGAGGAAGGAGGAGGAGAAGCAGGAGAAGAAGUCUCCCUCGCGCUCUCGUUCAGAGAGCACUUCAGCCUCCGGAACAGAGUCUGAGGCAGAAUCCCGGCCCCCCUCGGGACUGCCAGCCACAGUGUCCCCCCUGAUCUCCACAGAGAAGGACCCGGGGCGGGUGUCACCCCUGCCCACAGCUGAGGCCAUCUCGGUCAAAUGUGAGUCCAUGGACGUUGCAGACCAGGACGAGGACUCAAAGCCUAACGUGAGAGAAACACCGUGUCUGCCCAUCGAGAAGGGUGUGCCCUCCUCCCCUGAAAGGGAGGACUCUGCAACUGUGGAAGAUAUGGGAGGUGCAGAGCACAACGGCGAACAGGCAGGUUUUUGCAAAGCGCAGGAUCUGCCUGAUAUAAUUCCUAAGCUGGAGAGCGUGCAUAGGGAAGAGCCAGCGAAGAAGGAGUCGGACGUCACAGCGGACACAAACGGGAAACGCGAGGAGGAAAGCGAAGAGAAGCGCGGAAGCCGCUCCAGAUCGCGGUCCAGGUCACGUUCCCUCUCGAAGGUGAAGAGAGAGACGUCUCGGCAAACCCCGGCGAAAAAGAGCCGCAGUCGCUCUGUGAGCCCAAAGCGGACAUCGGGAAAGCUCGAUUCCCAGAAGGCCCGUUCCUCUUCCAGGAGGAGGUCCAGAUCUGGCUCUAGAAGGAAGAGCAGCCCUAAGAGGAAGCGCUCUAGGUCUCGCUCUGGGAGGCGCAAGUCUAGAUCUCCUUCUGUAAGGAGGUCUGGCCGCAAGUCCAGAUCUCUCUCCACCAAGAGGCGACGGCGCUCAGACUCCAGGUCUCGGACCAGGAACAGGAGAUCAAAAUCCAGGUCCGUCAGACGCAGACAGACGAGAUCCAGAUCCAUUGUGCGUCUGCGCCGUUCACGGUCGCGAUCUCUGUCGAGACGCAAGCGCUCUCAGUCCAGAUCGAAGAGGUCGCGGUCUCGCCGGCGCACCCGGCGAUCUCGGUCUCGCUCAGUCAGGCGGAGUCGCCGCUCCAGGUCGCGGUCCCGCUCCCGCCACCGAAGGUCCCGGUCCAGGUCCUUCAGGAGGACCAGGCGAACCCGAUCCAGGUCCAUCGUCAUACUGAGACGAUCGAGGUCUAGGAGAAACAGACGGUCAAGGUCAGUACGGCGGAACAGAUCCAGAUCCAGGUCCCCGAAAAGAAAGCGAUCUAAAUCUCAUUCACCACGCCGAUCUCGCCGUUCCAAGUCUAGGUCGCCGGUGAGGCGGAGGCGCUCAAAAUCCAGGUCACCAAGAAGGAAUGGGUCUAAAUCAAAAUCUCCUCAUCGGAGUAAGCGGUCAAAGACGAGAUCCCCAGCAAGACGGCAUCGGUCGAAGUCAAAAUCUCCCAGACGUGGUGGUAAACGUUCUAAAUCUCCUAAGAGGAGUAAGCAUUCGAAAUCAAGUUCCCCAGAUAGAAACAAAUCAAAAUCCAGAUCUGUCUCAAGAGAAGCAAGCUCCUCCCCGACCAAAGAAGGCCUAAGCGGUUCCAAGGCCGGAUCACCUGACAAAAGCCAACAUGAUGUAGACCCAACCUCGACUGAACCACCGGGUAAAGAAGUUAUGUCGGAAGAACUUCAUUCGCACGAUGGGAAUAUGUCAGAAAACAUUGUGAAGGAAGAAACCAUCCUGGAUUCUGCUAACGUUGAGGUGGGACAGUCUGCUGUCAUGUCUGGAGACCACAAUGCUGAUUAUUCAGAGCCGGCCACUGCCUCCACCGGAGGCUGGAAACCAGUGCCCUUCUUAGUCGACAGCAGGGCAAAGUCUGCACCCGUAUUGGAGGCAGUCAACACCUCAAAGGCAAACGCCUCCAUUCCAGAGCAGUCCCAUGAAAACAGAUCUCCACAGAGGGGUCCUGUUGACAAGUGCUUUACCCCUGAGAUGCCUUCGACCAAUCAGGACCCGUCAGAGCUGACGGCACACUACACUGCCUCCACUGAUGUUCAGUCCAGACCAGCCUCUGACUUGCAUAACCUUGAAAGUCUCAGCAAGAUGCUGAGUGCAUACGAAGGUGGAGAGAAGCAACCUGCCUCCAGAUCCAGGUCUGUGUCACCGCAGUCUGACGGGCCAUCCGAAUCUCGCCCCUUGUUGCCAGAUCAAUCUGAAAUGGAGGCGUUGGGCCAGGCUGACGUGAGUGGAGAUAAAACUGGGGCAGAGGAUAUGUCUCCACAUGAGCGCCAGAGCUCAAGGUCGAGAUCCCCCGCCAACCGCGACAGCGAGCGCUCUAGAUCGCCGUCUCCGUCAGCGUUAGCCAAGCCUCCUGCCGUGGAGGAUUCCAAAUCCCCCUCAGUGAGCAAAAACGAAAAAUCCUCAAAACAAAGGCGAUCUUCAGCAUCUCCUGCCAGAAAGAAACAGUCAAGAUCUAGAACGCCCUCGAGGAGGAAGAGGUCCAAGUCCAGGUCGCCUGCUCGUCGGAAGCGUUCAAGGUCCACCUCAUCUUCACGAAGGAAGCGAUCCCAGUCCAAGUCUGUGAGUCGAAGGAAGAAGUCAAAGUCAAAAUCUCCGGCCAGGAGGAGGAAAUCCAGAUCUCCCUCACGCGGUCGAAGGAAGAAGUCUAAAUCCAGGUCUCCUGCCAGAAGGAGACGGUCGAGGUCUAAGUCUGCAGCUAGAAAGCGGAAAUCGCGUUCAAAGUCGAGAACUAGAACCAAGCGGUCUAAGUCCAGGUCCCCUCGAAGGAAACGGUCGAAGUCCAGGUCGCCAGCCAGAAAGAAACGAUCAAAGUCUCGCUCACCGGCGCGGAGGAGGAGAUCCAAAUCGGCAGACAAAAGCAAACGCUCCAAAUCCCGGUCUCCGGCCAGGAAGAGGAGGUCACGGUCGAGGUCCAGGGCCCGGCGAUCUCGGUCCAGGAGGUCGCGGUCCAGUUCCCGCCGGAGGAGGAGCGGCUUCCCCUUGGAUCGGCGCGACCGGUGGAGACGCACGCCGAGCCACUCCCCCAUCCUCAUCCUCCGCAAGAGGAGGUCCACCUCGCGCACACGCCGCAGCUCCAGCAAGACCCCGCCUCGCCUCACUGAGCUGGAUAAGGACCAGCUGCUGGAAAUCGCCAAGGCCAACGCGGCCGCCAUGUGCGCCAAGGCCGGAGUGCCUAUCCCCGAGAGCCUGAGGCCCAAGGCCAUCCUGCAGCUGCCCUUGCCGACGCCAGUGCCGACCCCCCUGUCCCUGCCCCUGCCCCUCCCCAUGAAUCUGCCCAUGAACCUGCCCAUGAACAUGGCCAACAUGCCCAACAUGAGCAUGCCUAACAUGCCCAAUAUGCCCAACAUGAGCAUGAACGCGGCUGUGGCCACCAUGAACGCCGCCCUCUCCACCAUGAGCGCCCUGUCGGCCAUGCCCACCAUGCCUGCCCUGCCCACCAUCACCAACAAGCCCCCACCCAUGGCCAUGCCCAACACCGCCAACAUCGAGGAGGUCAAGAGGAAGGUGACGCAGAAGGCCAACAGCAUCAGCAUCAAGGAGCUCACAGAGAAGUGCAAGAAGAUCGCAGAGAGCAAGGAGGAGAUGGCCAUCGCCAAACCGCACGUCUCCGACGACGAGGAUGACGAGAAGCCAAGGGAGAACAAGGGAACCUCCUUCAGCCUGAGUUAACCCCACCCCCUUCACACCCGUGCCACCCAUCCCAACCACCCCGCCCCGUUCCACCCCCCCUCGUCCCCUUGGUGAUGCCAGCGGCCCUUGUUAAAGAGCUCCGGGUGCCGCCAGGGUCUCAACACCGCCAGACGGAGGGUGGAUGUGGUCUACGGGGAUCCCUUGGACAAAGAGAAGGACAGGGAGGGGGCAGGGGCAGCGAUUGUGCCUCACCUGACACUCCUGUCCAGGUGGGAAAUGCUCCUCUGCCGCUGUCCCCAGCUGCCACAGCGGGUUAUCGAAAAUGAGGGACAGUCGCUUGCUCCAGCUGACCCAACCGUACACCCACACAAAAUACUCCCAGUUUUGCUCUGAGGCCCCCUAUCUGUAGGGAGGACAAACUGCACAGAGCUAGAGUGUAUCACACUGUGUCUGAGAGAGAAAUUUCAGGGCAAAUAGACAUUCCCUGUUCCAAGAGCCCCAAAUUUAGACUGGUUUGAUUAUUGAUUAGGAUGAUGAAUGUUUGUAGCCAAGGCUUUUAAAUGGUGGGUGCUUUCUGGUAAAAUGUUAAAAAAAAAAGGGUAAAAGAAAAACCCAUAUCUAGAUGGUCCACAGUACAACAGCAGGCCAUGGGGGAUUGGUGCCAGCUUUCCAAAGACACUUCACCAUUGGGCUGUUGGUGAUCUAAUGGGUGGCAGAAAGACAAAAAAUUAAAGGUUUCUUGUGAAGGACUUAAGCUUAGCUGUUUGCCCUUUUUUCUGUAUUGAAUUUUUGCUUUUUUCCCUUUCUGUUUUAAACCAUUAAAUAUUCAGUCACGAGUUGAAUGUGUGAGUGAUUGCUGAGCUCCGUGGCCGGAUGCGUGCCUGUUCCCAGCAUGCAACUCUGUGUAAUGGACCGCGUCCCACCUAUCAGAUGGCUGCUGAGUGGCUUACCUGUGCAUAAUGUUGCCAUGACGACAUUAACCCUGAUUCAUCAUGUCCUUCGGCGCAGCCCGUGCUUAGGAUAGUUGGUAAACCAAUAAAGGCCGACAUCAGCGCAUUAGUUCUAGCGUUUGCUCCCAACACCUUGGGGUCUGUUUGAAAUUUCAGAUUUUGGAGCUUUUGUCUUCUUUGAUUAGGAUUGUUCUGAAGCUGCGUGAUGGAUCAGGUCGUAAUUCAUCUGUAGGUUAUAAACCACAAUCUGACACCGCAAAUUUUGUUUUUAAAAAAAAAAAGUGAAAAAAAGAACUGAUGCAUUGUGCAAAGAAAAAAAAUGUUUCGAUGUUUCCGACAUCUUUACUGUAUUGUGUAAUGUUUCCGUGUUUUUUUUGGUGCAUUUUGUAUUUUUUUUUUUUUUCUUCCUGUGUUGUUUCUGACAGCACUCUGCUCAGAGCGUCCUGACUGUGGCAUGUCUUAGGGGGUAGUCCUGCCCCUGGGUCACCCGAUUCUCCACAUCUUAGCAAGAUGGCGGAGAGAAAAUGGUAAAAUGCUGUUCCUGGGCUUUUGCUGCUUUGGGGGGAGGGUUGGGUGGUUGAGGCAGCAUAGAGGGUGGCAGGCAUGUGGGCAGAGGGAUCUCGCUGCUCUGUGAUCCUGUCCUGAUUCCACACAGGGACCACUCCCCUUCUCGUCCUAGCCUCCAAAUCGCAGCCCUGUGGGGUCUGUGUCCCCAUCCGGUUCUUGGUUUUCCCUGCUGCGUGCCACAAGGCAGCUGUCUACCAGCCCUGCGUCACACAAAAAUAACUGCAGUUAAAACACAGUCACGCGU